AUGCCGAUCAACUUAACUAAAACCCCUCUUGCAAAGACGCUGUUUGUUAUCCUGCUCGCUUCGGAUGCAUUCUACUUGGAUCUGACAAUUCCUGCCUCGAAACAGCAUGGAUACUUGAGGAUGGCCUCAGACGUAACCCCAAGGGAGGCGAGAAGGCUAGGUCCUCUGAAAAUCAAGGAUCUCGAAAGCCUCGUGAGAAAAGAUGAGUUACCCCUUCCUACUACGCUGAGUCAAAGUGUCUCAACAAUGUUAUCCGAGUCUGGAAGAAAGGUUCGAAAGCGAUGGUGGUUGCAGUCUAACAAACAAAAAUCUGCCGGGGAUAUUUUUAUCUCUUUGAAACUCCACGAGGAUGGAAACCCAUUCGAAAAUCGACUGUUUCCCUUGUGGAAGUAUUUCGUCGAGAAAACUACGCGUAAGCAAGAUGUGAGCAAGGUGAUGUUUGAAGCAAUGGCUGCUAAUUUGAAAGGUGAAAAUAAUGUGAUCAAGGUUAUUCUGGAGGCAAAGACUUCAAACAUAUAUAAAGACACGGUUGACAGUCUUUACGACUAUCAAAUCGCGCAGUGGGUUUCAACUGGUGAAAAUCCGGAAACAGUAUACAAGUAUUUGAACCUUGACAAGGAAGAGAAUCUAAAAGACGCGCUCACCCAUCCAGAAUUUAACAUGUGGGCUGAAUACAACACCAAGAAGAAGUCGAUUGAUCAGGCUUUCGAGUAUUUGAAAGGGCCAGAAUCCAAAAUGAUUGAUCUUGAUCUGUUGGAGGGCCUAGCUGAAAUUGGCGAAGCUGAUGGAAGCUUUAAAUUCGCUCAAGACCUGCUAUUGUCUCAGCUUCAUUUUUUUGAGAAGGAGUCCAUAGAUCUGAAAACAUCAUUUGACCUUCUGAAAUUGCAACGGAAGGACACAGCGAAUUCAAUUGAUCUGACUACGAAUCCUCUUGGAAGGCUUUGGUCCGACUUCGUUUACAUGAAAGCGCAGGAUGAAAGUGGUUUAAUCCACUUUGAUGUAGUCUUUGAUGAACUAUACGAGCGUGUUGGUUUUAACGGAGCUUUAGCUGUGAUCGAAAAGGUUGACCGUGACGGCCAUUUUCUGAUUUCGCUGAAGGAGAAACCAAUGGAGAGAAAUGAGGAUCUGAUUGAGGAGUUAUACAACUCUAUGGCUAAAACAUUGGGAGGCGAGGGUAACGUGGCCAAGAACAUAGCUCAAGCAAAGGAUUCAACCAAAUUUGGGUACUUGGGUGAAAGUGUUUAUAUCUAUCAAAUCGAGCAGUGGGUUCUACAAAAAGCUACGUCGGAGCACGUUUUUGAUGUUUUGGACCUCAACGAGAAGAAGAACCUUGAAAACUUUCCUUAUCUUCCAGAAUUCAGCAUGUGGGGUGCAUUUAACACUAAAAUGUUCUGGGAGACGAAGGCUUUUGAAGUUCUCAAAGGACCAGACAGCCUAAUUAUGGAUUUAGAUUUGAUGAGGAAUUUGUAUGAAGUACACGCAGUCAAUCGUCGUAGCUCUUUCCUUAAAGGCUUGGUGCAAUCACAGCUCGAGUUUUUGGAUACGAAAAAUAUAAAGCCUAAAGAAGUCUUUAAGCUUUUUAAACUUCAAGGGAAGGGAACGCCGAAGCCAACCGAUCUUAUAACGGAUCCUCUUGGAAAUUUUUGGGUCGACUACGUGUACAAGAUGGCACGAGGCAACGAUCCCUCGACCUAUCUCGGAAAUGUCCGUGAGUUUUUAACCGAUAGCGUUGAUCCUGCGAUGGCCGCACAUGCGAUGAAUGAGGCAAAGCAGGACGUCUAUUUCCUGAAAGCGCUAAAUGUACGGGACUAUCUAAGGAUGCAUGAUAGCUUGCACCCUAAACAAAGUACCAAACACUAA
Peronospora farinosa is the source of this 1860-nucleotide messenger RNA. Lineage: Eukaryota; Oomycota; Peronosporomycetes; Peronosporales; Peronosporaceae. The record is from the annotation of a GenBank genome assembly.